This is a messenger RNA of Acanthocheilonema viteae, 219 nucleotides long. The record is from the annotation of a GenBank genome assembly. NCBI's taxonomy places the organism in Eukaryota, Metazoa, Nematoda, Chromadorea, Rhabditida, Onchocercidae.
AUGUGCAGACAUGUAUGCAGGCAACUAUUAGUAACACGGAAGAAUGCAGAUAUGUACAUACCUACAUGCACAGGACUAAUAACGACAAUCGCUCCCAAACAUUUGCUCUCUCUUGCAGCACAGCAACGUGCUAUGCAGCGUCACGACACUGGUCGAGAUGCGGAGAUUAUACGUUGCAUUUCCGAUGCUCUGAUUCUGAUUCUGAUUCCUUACAAAUGA